CAAACGAGGCUACUGCCACGUUUGACCACAGGGAGAGCAGGGGAAAAAGUCGAAGGAACAUCCGCCAUUUAGCUACAAAUUUGGAUACUCAAAUUCAACAUCUAAACAGCCAUGCCACUGAGACUAGAUGUAAAGCGAAGACUGUCUGCAAGGUCAGACAGGGUGAAGUGUGUUGAUCUUCAUCCAAAUGAACCAUGGUUAUUAGCAAGUUUGUAUAAUGGCAAUGUACAUGUGUGGAAUCAUGAGUCACAAACUCUCAUUAAAUCAUUUGAGGUUACUGACUUGCCAGUGCGUGCUGGAAAGUUUGUCCCCAGGAAAAACUGGGUUGUUACAGGAUCAGAUGACAUGAUGAUCAAGGUUUUCAACUACAACACACUUGAAAAGGUGUAUGGCUUUGAAGCACAUUCAGACUAUCUGAGGUCACUACAAGUCCAUCCUUCCCAGCCAUAUCUUCUCAGUAGCAGUGAUGACAUGACAAUAAAACUUUGGGAUUGGGACAAGAAAUGGACUUGCAUUCAGGUCUUCGAAGGUCACACUCAUUAUGUAAUGCAGAUUGUCAUUAAUCCAAAAGACAACAACCAAUUUGCAAGUGCUUCUCUUGAUCGAACAAUCAAGGUUUGGCAACUCGGGUCUGGCUCUCCAAAUUUUACCCUUGAAGGACACGAAAAGGGAGUGAACUGCCUGGACUAUUUCCACGGUGGUGACAAACCCCAUCUUGUCUCUGGUGCUGAUGAUAGAACUGUGAAAAUAUGGGAUUACCAGAACAAAACAUGUGUUCAGACAUUGGAAGGGCACGCUCAAAAUGUCUCGUCGGUGUUGUUUCACCCUGCUUUGCCUGUCAUCCUGUCCGGCUCAGAAGAUGGUACUGUGCGCAUUUGGCAUGCUAAUACUUACCGUCUUGAGAGCACCCUAAACUAUGGAAUGGACCGUGUUUGGGGAAUGUCAAGUAUUAAAGGAUCAAACAAUGUUGCCAUUGGGUAUGACGAGGGAAGCAUAAUGGUCAAGCUUGGACGCGAAGAGCCGGCAAUGUCAAUGGAUAGUGCUGGAAAGAUCAUAUUUGCAAAGCACAGCGAAAUAUUGCAAGCAAACCUUAAGAAUUUGGGAGACGCCGAAGUGAACGAUGGCGAGCGUCUUCCUCUAGCUGUCAAAGAAAUGGGCUCCUGUGAAAUUUACCCCCAAAAUCUGGCGCAUAAUCCUAAUGGUCGAUUUGUUGUUGUGUGCGGUGAUGGGGAGUACAUUAUCUACACUGCCAUGGCGUUGAGAAAUAAAAGUUUUGGAGCAGCUCAGGAGUUCGUGUGGUCUGCAGAUUCUUCAGAAUACGCAGCAAGAGACGGGAGCAAAGUCAAGCUUUUUAAAAAUUUCAAGGAGCGAAAAUCUUUCAAGCCUGAUUUUGGAGCUGAAAAUAUUUAUGGUGGAGCAUUGCUUGGUGUGAGGUCUCCGACUGGUUUAUCUUUCCAUGAUUGGGAAACUACUGAGCUUGUCAGGAGAAUUGAAAUCCAGCCAAAGAACGUUUUCUGGUCAGACAGUGGUGAACUUUGCUGUAUUGCAACGGAAGAUUCUUAUUUCAUUCUCAAAUACAGCCAAGAUGCUGUUACAAGAGCUAUGGAAAAUAAGGACGAGCUAAUGACAGAAGAUGGAGUAGAAGAUGCCUUUGAGCCACUAUCGCAAAUAGAAGAAGUUAUCAAGACCGGUUUAUGGGUUGGAGAUUGCUUCAUUUACACAAAUUCAGUGAAUCGCCUGAACUAUUUUGUUGGUGGGGAGAUUGUCACAAUUUCUCACUUGGAUCGUGACAUGUAUUUGCUUGGCUACAUCCCGAAAGACAACCGCCUCUAUUUAGCUGAUAAAGAGUUGAAUGUUGUCAGCUACUCCUUGCUCCUUUCGGUGCUUGAGUACCAAACUGCUGUCAUGAGAAAAGAUUUCGACACUGCUAAAGAAGUUCUUCCCACGAUCCCAAAAGAGCAGCGAAACCGUGUGGCACAUUUUCUUGAGAAACAAGGUUUUAAGCAACAAGCCUUGCUUGUGUCUUGUGAUCCAGAGCAUAGAUUCGAGCUUGCCUUGCAAAUUGGUGAUUUAAAAGUCGCUUAUGAAAUUGCCGUGGAGUCGGACUCAGAGCAAAAGUGGAAGCAAAUAGCGGAGCUUGCAAUCCAGCAAUGUGAAUUUCCGUUGGCCCAAGAAUGUCUUUUUAAGGCCCAGGACUAUGCAGCGUUGCUUUUGCUGGCUAGCUGUUCCUGUGAUGGCAACAUUAUGCUUAAGUUGGCAACAGAAGCCGAAAAAUGCGGAAAAUAUAAUGUAGCAUAUCUGGCUUACUUUUCUUUGGGAAGAUUGGAAGACUGUUUAGAGCUCCUGUGCAAGUCCAAUCGCCUUCCAGAGGCUGCCUUCCUUGCUCGCACUUAUCUCCCAAGUCAUGUUUCAAGAGUUGUCCAAAUGUGGAAAGAAAAUUUGGCACAAACAAAUAAGAAAGCUGCCGAUUCUUUAGCCGACCCGACCCAGUAUGAGAAUUUAUUUCCAGACCUCCAGCAAGCCAUCAAAGCAGAAGAGUUUUUGAAAAAGGAAAGAAUGAUCCUCCGACCUGCUUCAGAGUAUAGGAAUCUUCCGAGCAACUUGGACAGGAACGUUUUUGAAGAAUUAAGGCAAGCAGAAGAGAGUGGUGUAGACAUUGAUGAGAUCGCUGAUGCAGCUGAAAAUCUAAGGCUGGCAGAUGCACCAGCUGAAGAACCGGAUAGCAAGCCAUCGGAAGAAAUUCAGCGCCCGGCCGAAACAGCACCUGAUGCGGACAAAAAAGAGAAACCAGAAGCUGAAGCCGAUACCGGAAAGGAAAAAGAUGGCAAUCGAUCUGAAAGUCCGGAUUUGGACAUCGAUAGUGAUUUAGAUAAUUUCGAAGAGGUGGAUGACGGCGAUGAUGACAUAGAUAUUGAUGAUAUGGACGAUGACAUAUAAUGAAAAGGAACAUUUAUAAACAUUCUAAGAUAUUCUAUUAGUGGAUAAUGUCGUUUCUAUUAUUCAAUUAGCAUUCCAUUUAUUAUUCUGUAUUAACUCCGUUCUUUCAAUAUCGUCAAAUCAAUUCGUUAAAAUAGUCUAUCCUUGAUCAGCAAGAAAUUAAGUAAAUAAUAAUUAUGUGUCCUUAUUUCUGAGGAGAUACACAGUUUUGGAAAACUGAGUUGCGGAAUACAGAUACUAAAUGCAGCUUUUAAAAGCCAGCACAACCUAAACUUGGCCUAAAUUUUCGUCAAUAGUUGACUUUCCCUCAAUUCUAGUCGCUAAGAAAAACUACAUCUUGCUUUUUGGUAUAGACCUCUCUCUUUCUAUAGACGCCUUACAAGAUUGAGUAAAGCAUUGUUCUUUUCUGUAGUCACAUUUAUGUCAAUUAGAACCACGUUAAGUUUAACUGGAAGACGUUAAGUAUAUCUAAUUGUAUCUCAAACAGCUAUGAAUCAGUUUCUUAUCAUGUAUCAAUUGUUGAAAUAUAAGAAAUGGAAGAUUUGAAUGACGCUAAAUUCUCUUUGUAAACAGAACCUUUAGCUGGAACUGUUAAUUAAUAAAAGUCAAGUUAAUGGUCAGAAGAAAAGCAAAAAUAA
Molecule: messenger RNA, 3575 nt
Organism: Rhopilema esculentum
Lineage: Eukaryota; Metazoa; Cnidaria; Scyphozoa; Rhizostomeae; Rhizostomatidae
Source: RefSeq, a predicted model, not a curated record